AUGGGAGGAGAGACCUGGGACUCCACCCAGAGCCUGAGUGCCUGCCUGCCCAACCAGGCAAAAACUUGUGAGGAGAUAAAGGCACCCGUGCAGAAAUGCACACAGAGCCUGCGGCACAGCAAGGAGGAUCUGAACAAGAUCAACCAGGCCAUCCAGCGGCUGACCGUGGAGCCCUGUGAACUAGAGAAAGCUAAGGAGCAGCCGGCUCUGCAGGAGGAGGGUGCCUCGGGUAGUGCCAAAGGCAAGCUGGCCUGGCUGGAGGCUGCCCUGCAGCAGGCCAAGCAGGACAUGGUGCGGCAGCUGCGUGAGUACCAGGAGCUGAUGGUUGUCAAGCUGGGCCUGGACUUUGAGAUCGCCACCUACCGCAAGCUGUUGGCGGGCGAGGAGAGCAGGCUUGGUCUGGGAUUUGGGGCAGGGAGCGUCCCCCCCGGCAGCAGCGUUCCUGCCAGCGGGCCCGGGCCCCGCCCGGACUCCCGCCCUAGCGCCCUGGAGACGAGCGCCCCUGGCGGCGGUUGCGCGCUCUGCGGCUCCGCCGGCUGUGCUGGGGACUUGAGCUGCGGCGGCCCCAGCGGAUGUUGA
This is a messenger RNA of Otolemur garnettii (small-eared galago), 579 nucleotides long. Its product is annotated as keratin, type II cuticular Hb1-like. The record is from RefSeq and is a predicted model, not a curated record. Lineage: Eukaryota; Metazoa; Chordata; Mammalia; Primates; Galagidae. Gene Ontology annotation, biological process: intermediate filament organization; keratinization. Bases 1 to 579 code for a protein of 192 amino acids. Gene Ontology annotation, cellular component: keratin filament. The transcript is spliced from 5 exons. Gene Ontology annotation, molecular function: structural constituent of skin epidermis.